Molecule: messenger RNA, 4434 nt
Organism: Oncorhynchus keta (chum salmon)
Lineage: Eukaryota; Metazoa; Chordata; Actinopteri; Salmoniformes; Salmonidae
Gene: klhl31
Product: kelch-like family member 31
Exons: 3
Coding region: 160-2067 (635 amino acids)
Biological process (GO): negative regulation of protein phosphorylation
Cellular component (GO): nucleus; cytoplasm
Molecular function (GO): protein binding
Source: RefSeq, a predicted model, not a curated record
GGGCAAUACUUCCAUUCGCAUGCUCAGAGGAGGAGUUUACUCCACUUUUCUGGCACUGUUGAGUAUAACCAGUCUCUUUUGCCCACUAUCUGAAGGUGCAAGUCUUUUUUCACUUGCUUCUCAUCUCUUUGGUCUGGGCUGUGUCCAUCUGUUGCAGCCAUGGCACCCAAAAAAAACAAGACUGCCAAAAAGAACAAAGGGGAUAACAAUGAAAUUACUAUAAUGGUCGAGGAACGCCCGAUCAAAAACAUUAACGGGCUGAACACCUUGUUGGAGGGAGGAAACAGCUUCACCUGCAUCUCAAGUGAAGUCACUGACCCUGUCUAUGCUCCUAACCUCCUGGAAGGUCUUUGUACCAUGAGGCAGGACAGUUUCCUCUGCGACCUGACCGUCUCCACAAAGUCAAAGUCCUUUGAUGUCCAUAAAGUUGUCAUGGCCUCCUGCAGUGAGUACAUUCAGAAUAUCCUGAAGAAGGAUUCCGCCCUCACGAAGAUUGACUUGAAUGACCUUUCACCCACAGGUCUGGCCACUGCCAUCACAUACGCCUACUCAGGUAAACUAACCCUGUCAUUGUACAGCAUUGGCAGCACCAUUGCAGCAGCCAUGUUGUUGAAGAUCAACACCCUGGUGAAGAUGUGCAGCGACUUCCUCAUGCAGGAGCUCAGCGUGGAGAACUGCAUGUACGUGGCCAACAUUGCCGACACCUACGGCCUCAAAGAAACCAAAGAAGCCGCCCAGAAGUUCAUGAGGGGGAAUUUUAUUGAGUUCUCUGAGAUGGAACAGUUCCGGAAGCUCACCUACGAGCAGAUCAAUGACUUCCUCAGUGAUGACUCCCUGCAAUUGCCCUCUGAGAUUACAGCCUUCCAGAUAGCCAUGAAGUGGUUGGACUUCGAUGAGAAGAGACUGAAAUACGCCCCAGAUCUUCUGACCAACAUUCGCUUUGGCACCAUCUCAGCUAUGGACCUGGUCAAUCAUGUCCAGAAUGUGCCCAGAAUGAUGCAGGACCCUGAGUGCCAUCGUCUCCUGGUGGACGCCAUGAAUUACCACCUGUUGCCUUACCAGCAGAACAUUUUGCAGUCCCGCAGAACAAAGGUACGUGGUGGCCUCCGUGUCAUGCUGACAGUGGGUGGACGACCAGCUUUGGCGGAAAAAUCUCUCAGCAAAGAGGUUCUCUACAGGGAUGAGGAUGACGUAUGGAAUAGGCUGACAGAGAUGCCAGCCAAGAGCUUCAAUCAGUGUGUGGCAGUCCUGGAUGGCUUCCUUUAUGUUGCUGGUGGUGAAGACCAGAAUGAUGCCAGGAACCAGGCGAAACAUGCUGUCAGCAACUUCUGCAGGUAUGAUCCUCGAUUCAACACCUGGAUUCAUUUGACCAACAUGAUCCAGAAGCGCACCCACUUCAGUCUCAACACCUUCAAUGGUCUCUUGUUCGCUAUUGGAGGUCGUAACUCUGAUGGAUGCCAAGCUUCAAUGGAGUGUUACGUGCCUUCCUCCAACCAAUGGCAGAUGAAAACCCCCAUGGAGAUCCCCCGGUGCUGCCACGCCAGCUCUGUCAUUGAUGGCAAGAUCCUUGUUAGCGGUGGUUACAUCAACAAUGCGUACUCCAGGGCUGUGUGCAGCUAUAACCCUUCCACAGAUAUGUGGCAGGAUAAGAACAGUUUGAGCUCCCCUAGAGGCUGGCAUUCCACUGCUACAGUCGGAGACCGGGCUUAUGUGAUUGGUGGCAGCCAGCUGGGUGGCCGUGGAGAGAGGGUGGAUGUCUUGGCUGUUGAGUGUUUCAACCCUCACAAUGGACAGUGGAGCUACUCUGCCCCGCUAAACACAGGAGUGAGCACUGCUGGUAUAGUCAGCAUGAAUAAUAAGAUCUAUCUCCUUGGAGGCUGGAACGAGAUUGAGAAGAGGUACAAGAAAUGCAUCCAGGUGUAUAACCCUGACCUCAAUGUAUGGACUGAGGAUGAUGAGUUGCCAGAGGCUACAGUUGGCAUCUCAUGCUGUGUCGUUACCAUACCCACACGCAAAACACGAGAGUCCAGGGCCAGCUCUGUUUCAUCUGCACCAGUCAGCAUAUAGAGUCUGGCAGGUUGUUUGAUGUAGUCUGCCAGAGGACCAAAAAUCCUCGAGCCAGUCCAAUUCAGAAAAUCCUUUAUGCAGAAAGUGAUCAUCCCUCUUUGAGUUAAAAAAAACUGAUAACCUACAAAUGUCACACACACACACAUCUAUUUUGGAAUUGAAUCAGAUAUAUUCAAAUUGUUUUUUAUACGUUUUAUGAAGGAUGGAAUUUCUUCCAAAUUAAGGCAAAUCAUAAAAUUGUUACGUGCGACAUGAAUUCAGGAAGUUGUUUUGUGUUGUGAGACAAAUUUAAAUAUUUUAUUAUCAAGGGAAACAUUUAUUUCCUUUUGGGGCCAAUUCAGCCGUAAUAGUUGAAUCAGCCCUACUCUCCCUAGACCACAGAUUUUAUUCCCAAUAUUAAACUUAUUUGGUGUUGUGCUAAUAGUAACUGCAUUAUUUGUACAAUACACAUAAACAUGCCUAUAUGGCGAACCCUUGUUAUGUCACUAUCAUUACUUUCCAGUGACAUAAAGCUAAAUACACUGUAUAUAGUAUAAUCAACGACUGGACAUAUGAUGAUGACGGAAGACCAUUGACUUAAAUCCUCAUAUACAGCAGUGGAGGCUGCUGAGGAGAGGACAGCUCAUAAAAAUGACUGGAAUCCAUGGAAUGGCAUCAAACACAUGGUAAACCACGAGCCCAUUCUCCACAAUUCAGGUGCCACCAACCUCCUGUGAUAUACAGGUAUACAACUGUGAUUAACAUUUAAAGGGACAUUUAAAAAAAAAAUGUAAACUCAUAUUCAUCAUCUCCAGCACCACCCCAACAUACAACAUAUGUAAAUGAGGGCGUGUUUCUAUGUAGAUGGAGAAAGACGAGUGUUUCCACAGACAUCAUCGGUUUGCAUCCAGUAUGUUGAUGUUGUGGUGGUGCUGCUAGAGAUCAUACAUUUCCCUUUGAAAUCUUCAGAUGUCAAUGCAGAAGAUAAACGAAUUACUAAGCAUUCUUUGUUGCUGAAAUAUAUUGUAGCUUCAAGGAGUAGACGCUGCUGGUUUCUUGUUUGUUUGUUUUCUUUAACACACUAUACACUACAGUCAUGUGAAUUGUAUGUACUGUCCUGACUCAGAAGAAGCUGUUGGGAAAAUGUUGUUAUGAUGACAUUGGUAAUAUUUGUUUUGUAAAAAGAGUGAAUACUGGAAAAUACAGCUAUUAGCCUGAGCUGUUACGGGUGUGGGCACUCUGCAACAGUGCCUCCUAAUUUCCCUGACAGCUCAUGAUUUAUUUUGUUCUUAUUUUAAACAUUUAAAAAAGUUGUGUUUGACAUAUAACUGAAAUUGUUUGAGGUGGAUGGUUCUAAGUUUCACUUGUAGGUGAAGCUGGAUUUAUUAGUCUCACACAUACCAUUUAAGGCAAUACACCAGUAUAAAAAAAAAUCAUACAUAAAUAGUCUGAAUUUGUCUUUUCCUGUAAUUUAUGCAAAGCUAUAUUUUACAAUCAUAUAUGCAAACACUUUUUCACUUUAUCUUUGGCAUAAGUUCUCAUAUUUUUACGGGGCCACAGAAGCAUUUUGCUUUACGAUUUUGGCUAGAAAACUAUCAUGUUUUCUUGCCAAAAGUUUAUUACUAGAGCACGGGGCAAAACGACAGGUCAAGGGCAGGCAGAGGUCAGUAAACCAGAUCAGAGUCCAUAAGGUACAGAACGGCAGGCAGGCUCAGGGUCAGGCAGAGGUCAGUAAAUCAGAUCAGAGUCCAUAAGGUACAGAACGGCAGGCAGGCUCAGGGUCAGGCAGAGGUCAGUAAACCAGAUCAGAGUCCAUAAGGUACAGAACGGCAGGCAGGCUCAGGGUCAGGCAGAGGUCAGUAAACCAGAUCAGAGUCCAUAAGGUACAGAACGGCAGGCAGGCUCAGGGUCAGGGCAGGCAGAAUUGUUAAAACCGGAAAAACAGACAAUAGAAAAGACAGGAGCAAGGGGAAAACCGCUGGUAGGCUUGACGAACAAAACAAUCCGGCAACAGACAAACAGAGAACACACUGGGGAUAACGGGGAAGAUGUGCAACACCUGGAGGGGGUGGAGACAAGCACAAAGACAGGUGAAACAAAUCAGGGUGUGACAAAAAAGUCACUCAUCAAUCAGUAUAUCAAUCAGUAUAUCAAUUGUACUUGAGUUGUUGUUUUAGUUUGCCCUGUACAAUGGAACCAACGGAGUAGUCUAAUUGAAGGAGUGAGACAAAUGAAGCACACCUCAAACACUAAGUACACAUGACAUGCAUUUGACCCAUGUCUGCUGAACAUGUAUGAGCUUACCUUGCUUUAGUGCAGUAAAUCCAGUGGCUGUGAGACACAUUUGCCUAUGAAUACUAAAGAUGAGAUAAAGCCACCUGUAUGUGA